AUGAAUCCACUCAGAUCACCAAAAAUGUCAUUGCUCGAUCAAGAUGGCGCAUUCCUACCUAUUUCGACUACGGCAAGCACCGUGACAGCCGAUGAAUGGAUUUCAGCCAUCAACUUCAUCAACCGAGUCAACUUCUACUUUGAAAGUAACGAUCAAGAGCAAAUGGCAAACGAAUUCAGUCCCAACGCCAAGGCACACUUCCCUGGCAUGAGCGUCCGCGGAGAAGAGGAAAUAAGGGCCCUGUUUCGGGACAAAUACAGCGUUAUGAUCCCGGGUGUGAAGCGCUAUGCAACGAAUCAUAUCGUUGAUCGCGACGAAGAGACCGGCGGCGUGAUUGUGCGCUAUCAAAACCAGUUGGUCCGCUAUGCCUGGCCGAAGGAAGUCGGCGCCCCUCGUGGACCCCGUGUCGCAGAGGUGCUCGUGACAUCGGAGGGACUGCCACGUAUCUGGCAGUGUUCGACAAUCAUGGAUCGACUGGAGAAAAGGGGAAGCGGGUGGUGUAUUUGUGAGCGAUACGUAGGAGACCACAUUGUCGAUGAGACAUUGAAUCCGGAUAAGCAGCCGUGUUAG
This is a messenger RNA of Alternaria postmessia, 570 nucleotides long. RefSeq lists its product as uncharacterized. The record is from RefSeq and is a predicted model, not a curated record. The coding region runs from base 1 to 570 and encodes 189 amino acids. Lineage: Eukaryota; Fungi; Ascomycota; Dothideomycetes; Pleosporales; Pleosporaceae. The transcript has a single exon.